AACCAUUAACAUUGAAUACCAACCCCCGUUAAAGCCCAUCGAAGAAGAAGAAGAUUGAGUAGAGAGGGAGAGACGAAGACAGGUUGAUAUACAUCAGGACAUCGUUAUGGCUUUGCGGCACGGUUUGGACUCGCAGAUAGUAAUAGUUGGCUGUGGAAUAUCUGGUAUUGGAGCAGCUUUGAAGUUAACCAAACAUGGUUUCCGCAAUGUGAGGAUCCUGGAAGCGACGGGGCGGAGUGGAGGAAGGAUAAAGACGGGCAAAAUGGGUAAUAACAUCAUAGAGAUUGGUGCUAACUGGAUCCAUGGUCCGUCGGAGGCUAACCCAGUGUUCUGUCUGUCCAGACAGUACAGCCUGCUGGACCCAGAGAGCCUGACUCCGGAGAACCAGGACCUGGCUAUAGGAGGUCACCCACCAUGGGUACCAAACUGGUUCUCCAGCUCCGGUCAUAAGCUGACUCCAGAGCUGACGGGUCCUGCUGUAGAGCUGUUUGCUGAGGUGUUGGAGGAGGGAGGAGAGUUCAGCGAACAGGGAGGAGAACCGUACAGCAGUGUUGGGGAGUUCAUAAGGACAGAGGUGCGUCAGCGUGCAGCAGAGCGGUGGCAAGGUGACAGUCUGUCCUGUCAGUCUGUCCGUCUGUCUUUGAUCAGUACUCUGCUGAAGGUGGAGUGUUGUGUGAAUGGAACACACACUCUGGACACGCUGGGCCUGGGAGCCUUUGGACUGUACAAAACCUUGCCUGGAUUGGACUGCACCUUCCCCCGAGGUUAUGAAGGGUUAAUCACCAACUUGAUGAACGAGCUUCCUACUGGGGUAGUCUCCUACCAUCGACCAGUCAGCUGUGUCCACUGGCAGAGGGUGGUGAGGAAAGGAGGGAGAGAGUACCCUGUAGUGGUGGAGUGUGAAGAUGGAGAGAGAAUCCCAGCGGACCACGUCAUCCUCACUGUCCCUCUCGGUUAUCUGAAGAAGCAUCAUGGUACCCUACUCUCCCCUCCUCUACCCCUUCACAAGCUGCACUCUGUUCAGAGGAUGGGCUUUGGAACCAACAACAAGAUCUUUGUGGAGUUUGACCAACCCUGGUGGGACGACGACUGUGAGGUCAUAUACCUGGUCUGGGAAGACGAGUCAGACUUGGUGGACCAGGUAUCAGAUGUGGAGAGACUCUGGAUCAAGAAACUGUUUGGUUUCACUGUCCUCAAACCCACUGAGAGGUAUGGCCAUGUGUUGUGUGGCUGGAUCGCUGGUCAUGAGUCUGAGUACAUGGAGACUCUGCCAGAACAGGACGUCACACACUCCAUAACACACCUGAUACGCAGGUUCACAGGGAACCCAACCAUCACCCCACGGCGUGUCCUGAGGUCUCAGUGGUUCCAUGACCCAUGGACCUGUGGCUCCUACACCUACACCGCCACUGGAACCUCACUGCAGGAUAUACACAACCUGGCUGAACCACUACCACAACAAGGGGAACAGCCUCUCCAGGUGUUGUUUGCUGGAGAGGCCACCCAUCCUUCCUUCUUCUCCACUGUCCAUGGAGCGCUGCUUACUGGCUGGAGGGAAGCUGGUAGACUCAUAUCUCACUACUCCGCGCCCAGCACAUUCCAGCCAACCAGAUCAAAGCUAUAAGGACAAGAACUCACUCGUUGUAAAAGUGUUAUAUACUGAACAAAAAUAUAAAU
Messenger RNA from Salvelinus sp. IW2-2015, 1677 nucleotides. Its product is annotated as peroxisomal N(1)-acetyl-spermine/spermidine oxidase. Lineage: Eukaryota; Metazoa; Chordata; Actinopteri; Salmoniformes; Salmonidae. Gene Ontology annotation, molecular function: polyamine oxidase activity. The record is from RefSeq and is a predicted model, not a curated record.